GUCCCGGUUACAGAGCGUCACUGCCGGAGCGGGCUGCAUGUAGCCUGUACCCCGGCGACAACAUGCCGUCUGACGUGGAGUACAGCCCGGUGGGAGAGGGGCUGGGGAUGCGGGACUUCUGGCUGUACGUAUGGCUGCGGAGAGUCUCGGUGAUGGCCGCUCAUGUCACCGGCCUGGGCCUGACCCUCAUCAUCUCCCGGCUGUCCAGACCCGGAACCAGUCUGUUUUCUUGGCAUCCAGUGUGUAUGUCAGUUGCUUACUGUCUGUGCAUGACUGAGGGCAUCCUCCUCUACUCAGCCGAGGGAUCUCCAUUCUGCUUCAAGUCUCGAAAGGGUAAGGUCCGUCUCCACUGGCUGUGUCAGGCUCUGGUUCUGAUAGCUGCUGGCACUGGGCUGGGUUUCGUGGUGGCCAGUAAAAAUGUGUCAGAGCUUCGCCACCUGGUCAGCUGGCACAGCCUGCUGGGCUCCUGCACGCUGGCCGCCAGCCUGCUUCAAGCAGCCUGCGGUGUCACCCUCAUCUUCCACAAGCAGCUGCAUCUCUCCUCCUCCCUGCCCAGACUCAAGCUGUACCAUGCCACCUGCGGCCUGGUGGUCUACCUGUUGGCCACUGUGACCGUCAUGUCGGCCAUGUUCUCAGACUGGUUUCAGGCCAUGGUGAAGGGGGUGACAUGGUGGGCUUACCUCCUGCUGCCCCUCUUCCCUGCCCUGGUGGUGAUGAACCAAAUUACUAAUGCCUACCUGCCCCGCAGGAAGAUGAGCAGCUAGGAAGCAUGGAGGACAUGAAGCUACAAAGAGCUUCAUGUGGUGCUUCCACCAGUCUGGAAGUGACCUUCACCUCCUUUCAUAUGAGUGAAGUGAAGCUGGACUUUGGUGUUGGUGUCAUCUAAUCUUCCAGGACGGUGUUCAAGGUGAUCUAAUGAACUUGGACGGAGGUGCAAGUCUCUGAAUUUUUGCACUACGUUUGCAGUGAAAGGCCUACAGACUCUGGAUCUUCAGGAGGAUGAAUGUGGACGGUCUUAAAGCAGCUGGUAAAUUCUCUCCACCUCUGGUGAUGCUACAGAAGCUGCAUGAAGCAGUUUAACAUGAAGUUGUUUGGUAAAUCAUCACACCAAAACAAACAUGGAGGAUUAGAGUACAUCUCUGCAUAACCCAGUUCAAAAAAGCAGCUGCUUUUUUUCUACUAAAUUUCAAAUACAAUAUCAUGUUUUGCAAAUCAUUUUCAAACAAGAAUUCAUUGAAAUGGUACCAAACACUAAAUUUUAUAUUAAAACUUGGGAGAAGAAAGCAUCCCAGAAAGGCUGUUUAUGAGGAAGGCCCAACGGAAGAAUGCUUCAAGCCCGCAUUUCCGACCUGACAACACCACUCAGAACAUACAGAAACUCAUGACGUGUCCUCUGUCUCACUGCUGACUGCUUCACUGCCUCCCAGCUGUGGAGCAGAACGCUCCUUUCAACCUGCAGCAUUAAAUUCAUCCCCUGAUGGACCAGCUGAGGGUCAGAGUCCUUCUGAGUGUUAAUCCAGAGCUUGAGGUGUAGACUGAACUGUACCACUGAGCCUUAUGUUGCUGCUCUUUAAUCAUUCCUGCUGGUCUGUUGGGAUGGAACUCUCCUCAGCCAGUGAGCCAGAUUUCUUUCUCAGGAGAUGGAGAGCAAAAACAAGAAGACACAAAAGCUGGAGGAGUUUGUUUUUAACAGGCAGCCUGAUGGUGACUAAAAUCAGAGUACAGUGUGACUACAGGAGCUGUAAUACUGGGAGGAGCAUUUUGCAGACUGCUGCAGACAAACAACCUAACCAGGACGGAAUACACUUUCAUCAGCGUCCUCACUCAGACUCCUUUCCUCCAUCUUCUCACAGACUCGUGUUAAAACCUCGAAGCAGCCCAUUUUCUUCAUGAAUGUGUGAAAGUCAUUAUUGUCCUUUGUGGGGUUUAUUUUAUUUCAUUUUUUUAUUUCACACAUGGCUAUGCACAACCUCAAAUGAUAAAACAACAAAAAUGUCAAAACACUUCUUGGUGCAAUAAAUUUGAUUUAUUUAUUUA
Molecule: messenger RNA, 2037 nt
Organism: Melanotaenia boesemani (Boeseman's rainbowfish)
Lineage: Eukaryota; Metazoa; Chordata; Actinopteri; Atheriniformes; Melanotaeniidae
Gene: cyb561d1
Product: cytochrome b561 domain-containing protein 1
Exons: 3
Coding region: 63-764 (233 amino acids)
Molecular function (GO): transmembrane monodehydroascorbate reductase activity
Source: RefSeq, a predicted model, not a curated record